This is a messenger RNA of Fusarium keratoplasticum, 1353 nucleotides long. RefSeq lists its product as uncharacterized. Gene Ontology annotation, biological process: protein phosphorylation; regulation of glucose metabolic process. Gene Ontology annotation, cellular component: mitochondrion. Gene Ontology annotation, molecular function: pyruvate dehydrogenase (acetyl-transferring) kinase activity. The record is from RefSeq and is a predicted model, not a curated record. Bases 1 to 1353 code for a protein of 450 amino acids. Lineage: Eukaryota; Fungi; Ascomycota; Sordariomycetes; Hypocreales; Nectriaceae. The transcript is spliced from 4 exons.
AUGCCAUCCAUCGCCCUGCGACAGAGCAGGCGAUGCAGACUGACACAUCCGGGUGCUCUUUUCAGAACCUCUCACGCCCUAUACUCGACAGCCCACGCGCGCGCUCCAAACAAUUCCUCAUGGCGCCCCGUCGCCAUCCUCGACGAAUGGGUCGCAAAGGAAGCCCGCCCUAUUAGUCUUCGCCAGCUCAUGGUAUUCGGUCGAUCCCUCACAGAAUCUCGCCUCAUCAGCUCUGCCAACUAUGUCCGCACCGAAUUGCCCAUCCGCAUCGCACAUCGCCUCCGGGACAUGCAGCGCCUGCCCUGGGUCGUCGUCACGAACCCCCACAUGAAAGCUGUAUAUGACCUCUACUACAAUGCCUUUGACACAUUCCGCAAGAUCAAAGAGGUCAAGACACUGGAGGACAACGACAAGAUGUGCGAUAUCAUCAGCCAGAACCUCAAGAGUCACUUGACCGUCAUACCAAAGCUUGCUAUGGGGAUUCUAGAGUGCGGCGGACUCAUGGAUCCCAAUGACCUGGACAAAUUCAUGAAUACUAUUCUCAGAUCUCGCAUCUCAAGACGAGUCAUCGCUGAACAGCACUUAUCCCUGACCGAGACCUACAACUCCCCCAACUUCUCCCCUGGCGCCAAGCUAUCCGAAUCGGACUUUAUCGGCGAGGUUUUUAUAAAAUGUUAUGCAAAAGACGUCAUCGAACGCUGCUCAAAAGCCGUUAGAGCCCUAGCUCGAACGACCAACGGUCCUGGCGUUCAGAUCCCCGAGAUCAAGGUUGAGGGCUACCUCGACGCGUCUUUCCCCUACAUUCUGAGUCACCUCGAGUACAUCAUCGGCGAAUUGCUCCGAAACUCGGUCCAGGCCGUCAUCGACCGACACCAGCAGAUACAUGCCGACCCUAACUCUGUGAAACCGCACCCUGUCGAGGUCACCAUCUGUGAGAACCACCAGCACGUCAUCAUCCGCAUCUGUGACCGUGGUGGCGGCAUCCCCCGGGUGGAGCUCCCUUACCUCUGGUCUUUCACCAAGGGACCGCAGAGUCAGAGGCGCCUUGAGAAUCUCGCCCAGGUGCCCAAGAUGGCCGCCACCAUGCAGGAACUCCACGUCGAGGAGGAGCUGGGCCGCGCUGACCUCAAGGCCCCGCCAUAUCAGAGCUCUCUCUCUUCGCUCACCAGCCGACCACCUAAUCUGCGCCUGGGCAUGGGAUUGCCCCUGAGCCGUGUCUAUGCUGAAUACUGGGCUGGUAGUCUGGAUUUGCACAGCCUCGAAGGUUACGGGGUUGACGUGUUCCUACAGAUUUCACGACUGGGCAACAAGAAUGAGCAGCUCACAACGCGUGCUAGCAUGGAUGCUUUGUGA